This is a messenger RNA of Ruditapes philippinarum (Manila clam), 1812 nucleotides long. RefSeq lists its product as uncharacterized. The coding region runs from base 203 to 1159 and encodes 318 amino acids. Gene Ontology annotation, biological process: phosphatidylcholine biosynthetic process. Lineage: Eukaryota; Metazoa; Mollusca; Bivalvia; Venerida; Veneridae. The record is from RefSeq and is a predicted model, not a curated record. The transcript has 7 exons.
ACAAAAUCUCAUUAACGCUUGUUUAACAAUUAACCCCCUUAUCUGUAUUGGAAAGGAGAAAACCGGCCCUGAGGGGCUUAAGUAUCGUAACGUACCAUAAUAUUUCCGUAUGUUAUAUAAUAUUAUAUAAGAAAAUCAACAACAAAUAGAUACUGUCAUUACUGACUAUAGAAACCGCGUUUACUGCGCAGUAUUUACAAAGAUGUGUACCACGGAAAAAGCGAAAAUAAAACGUUGUAAGUGUAAGAAAAAAGGGAGAUUAACGAUAGAUGGGUCUGAUGCAUAUUUUCAGCUUGAGAACCCGGAUGAACAUCCUCAGGAAACAAAGGCACUGGAUAAAGAAAAGAAUGGACGGGUGCUCGAGAAAACAGUAUUUGUACUGACGUCUGUUGGCAUUAUAUUGCUGACCCACGGGAUCACAUGGGCUCAAUGGAUCCUCCCUAUAACGUUUGCUACGCUAACCCCCUUGCUAGUGGGCAUCAAGACAUUUUGUUAUUGGAAGAAUAAAUGGCAGUAUUUCAUGGUGGACUUCUGCUAUUUUGCAAACACGUUAACGCUGGUAUAUCUGUGGUUACCGGAUGCAGGCGGAGAGCUGUUUCGUGUUGUGUUUGCUCUAGCUAACGGACCGGUGCUGGUUGCGGCUGCCGUUUACCGAAACUCCUUGGUGUACCACAAUCAUGACAAAAUCACAUCUUGUUACAUCCAUUUCCUGCCAGCUUUGCUGACUUUCUGCAUCAGAUGGUUUCCAGAAUCCACCUCACAAUUUUGGGUAAAAGACUUUAUCACCGAUGACUCAGACUUUGACGUGGUUUGGUUGUACGCAGUACCCCUUGCGUCCUUCUUUGUGCAUUCUGCACUUUACUGUUUGAUAAUUAACGUAGUGAUGAGACCACGUGAGCCAUACGUCACUAGUUACAGCUACCUUGCUGAAAAAUACAACAAUUUAAAGUGUAUAGAUGGUAAAUGGGGUCAAGGGUUAGUAUACUACGGGAUGAACUGGCUGUUUUGUUUGACAUCUCUACUACCCGCUGUCCUGGCUUACAGCUAUUUUUCCGUGCAUUGUACUCUGAUAGCGCUCGUGUUUCUGGUUGUUCUGUGGAACGGGGCCAGUUAUUAUGUGCACGUGUUUAGUGAAAGAGGAUUCAACGUAUCGGAAUAGACUUUCUGAAAGUGAUUGUUGAAAGUGAAUGUUGUCAUUGUUGAAACAAUGGAAUAGACAUUUUGAACGUCAAUGUUGUUAUUGCACUAAAGCUUUAGAAAGGCGAGUAUUGACAGGCAGUGACGUCAUUGCAGAAUCAAUUAAAUAAAGCUUCAGGUGGGCAGUGACGUCAUUGCUGAAUCAACUGAAAGAAGCCUCUGACGGACAGUGGCGUCAUUGCUGAAUCGGUUGAAUAAAGCUUUAAGUGGGCAGUGUCGACAGUGCUGAAACAAUUAAAUAAAGCUUUUGACGGUUAGCGUAGUCACUGUUGAAUGAAAUGGAUGAAGCUUCUAAUGAAUGUCGUCGGCAUUGCUGAAGGUUUCAAAUAAAAGCUGAUGUCAAAUAUGAGACUAACUAGUGUUGGACUUAGGUUGCGAUGCCGUCUCAGACAGUGAUGAAUAUUGAAGUUAUGCAGAUAGACAAACGUACAUAUGCUUUAAAAACUAUGUUAAACAAAUGUUCACAUUAUAAGAUGUACUCGUACAAUACUGAAAAUGCACAUGAAUAUAUGUCACAUAUAUUCAUGUGCAUUUUCAGUAUUGUACGAGUACAUCUUGUUCAUACUGUGUUUAUAUUGCUGUAAAAAGAAGUUUAGUUAAACAAAAAGUGUUCUU